CGUGUUGUCAACAUCGUCGGUGCCGAUUUGGCGUGAAAAUCGCGAAAAUUCAGCGGACCCAAAUCGCGAUUUGCUACUUAAAAUGUUCCGCAAACGGUGCUGAUCCUCGUGCGGCCAAUCCACACAGUAGGCCAUGGUUUCGGGCUACUUUUUCGAUUGAAGCUGCAUCACAAGGUCAGAUUUCCCACUUUCCAAGGAAGAAGAAGAACGUCCGUUGCCAUAAAGAGGAUCACUAGUGUGCUGUAAACAUCCUGCUGUAAAAUGCUGCCGCUUACGCAUAAGGACUCGCGAAGCUUCGGCUACCGGAUACGGGAAAAGUUUAACAACCUCACCCGGCUCAUUCUGUCCGAUCGAAACUCCCGCAAUCUGCUCCUCUUUCUGUUGCUCAACUUGAGUUUCGCCUUCGUUGAGCUAAUGUACGGCAUUUGGACGAACAGUUUAGGAUUGAUCUCGGAUUCGUUCCAUAUGUUCUUCGAUUGUACGGGCUUGUUGGCGGGACUGGCGGCAUCCAUCAUUACAAAGUGGCGCGCCAAUGAAAAGUAUUCCUAUGGCUAUGUGCGUGCCGAGGUGUUGGCCGGGUUUGUGAACAGUCUCUUCCUUCUGUUCAUCGCUUUCUUCAUCAUGUCCGAGGCAGUCGAGCGAGCGAUUGAGCCGCCAGAGGUGAAACACGAGCGAUUGUUUGUCGUUUCGGUGCUCGGAUUGCUGGUCAACUUCGUCGGUAUCUAUGCAUUCCAACACGGAGGCCACGGGCACUCGCAUGGCGGUGGUAGCCAUGGUCACUCCCAUGGUGGCAUCAGUCACGGCCAUUCCCAUGGCGGUGGCAGUAAUCAUCACAACCACGAUACGCACUCGCUACUGUCCAAUCAUAACGAUCAUGGACAUUCGCAUGGCGGUAGCAACGAUCACCACGGGCACAGCCACCACAACAGCUCGGAGAUAGUGUCGACCAACUCGCAGAUUAUGCGCGGCGUCUUUCUGCACAUCCUGGCCGAUACACUCGGUUCCGUCGGAGUCAUAAUCUCCGCCAUAUUGAUGCAAAUGUUCGGGUGGAUGCGUGCCGAUCCGAUCUGCAGUAUGUUUAUUGCGCUAACAAUAGGUCUAAGUACACUUUCGCUGAUUCGGGAAUCGGUGAUGGUGCUGAUGCAACGACAACCCGUUGCACUGGAUAGGCUACUUCCGUCGUGCUACCAGAAGGUGACGGGAUUGGCCGGCGUGUACAGUGUUCAAGAGCCACACUUCUGGACGCUCUGCACCGAUGUGUAUGUGGGUGUGAUCAAGCUGGAAGUAUCGAAGAAUGUCGAUCCCAAAUACGUCGUACAGCACACGCGCAUGAUCUUCGAAGCGAUCGGUGUUCGGCAGAUAAACAUCCAGCUCGAUUACGCCGCAAUGUGAUAGACUGGUUAGGGAAGACUGUGGUAGGCGCAAGCGAUACUACUUACCUCUACGGUACGACUGUGUCCGCUCGACCAGGGUACCGGUCAUUCAAACAAAGUGUCCGUUUUUCCGUCUGCUUUCGUCUUCAUCGCGGACUCUGCGUACUGUUUCCGUUAUCACGAAUUCCGAUUAUUUUUAAUCCUAGAAGCCCCACUAAGUGGGAAAGAAGUGAAAGGCUGGGACCCGGAGGAGGGAGAGCAAAAGUAUUUCCAACAUUUCAACCAAGUGCGCCUGCGGUGCAUCCCUAAUUUCCUGUUUGUUUUAGCUAAGCUGGUCGAUGGCAGUUUCCGUUCCGUCUCUAGAAUCAGUUAGGUCGUUCCAACAGCGCAUUUCUAGGGCGCUAGGGCAGUCGGUUGAGCAUCGGACAGAGGAUAGAUUUAAGUAAAAUAUUUGCAAACGUGCAUUGCUCGGGAGCUGUUAAAGGGGGCAUUAAAAUGUAAGAACCAUGCCACGGCAAAAGCAUCCAACGAUUUAUUGAGUUGUGCCGAGAUCGCCUGUUCCGCGAGGCAGGAGCAAAACUACGAUCAAGAGGAGGAAUCAUUAAUGUUAAAA
This is a messenger RNA of Anopheles darlingi, 1986 nucleotides long. RefSeq names its product zinc transporter 7 (gene ZnT86D). The transcript has 3 exons. The record is from RefSeq and is a predicted model, not a curated record. Lineage: Eukaryota; Metazoa; Arthropoda; Insecta; Diptera; Culicidae. Gene Ontology annotation, cellular component: Golgi apparatus; membrane. Gene Ontology annotation, molecular function: zinc ion transmembrane transporter activity. The coding region runs from base 262 to 1392 and encodes 376 amino acids. Gene Ontology annotation, biological process: zinc ion transport; transmembrane transport; intracellular zinc ion homeostasis.